AUGGGAAGGGCGCCAUGCUGCGAGAAGGAAGGUUUGAAGAAGGGGAGAUGGACAUCCGAAGAGGACGAGUUACUAGUGAACUACAUAAAGGCCCAUGGGGAAGGCUCCUGGAGAUCACUGCCUAAGAAUGCAGGUAGAGACGGAAGGGCAACGAGAAUUCGGCUCUGCAAAUCUACUUCUUGCUUCCUUCUCGUCUCAUUCUCUUUCUGAGCUCGAGACAGAUUUGUCGCCAUUGUCUUCCCAACGUUUCUACGAUGCAUGCCCCCAAUAAUAGUCUGGCUUUACUCUCGAAUUCCAUCUCUCUGCCCUCGCCUUCCUAUUUUCCUCGGUUUAAUUCCACUUAAGCUCAAACUGAGCCACGCUGCGCCAUGCUUUUGGCCCUCGCGAACAUCUCUGGUUAUCAUGACUUGCCUCCGAGAAGCUCUUCUUGUUCUGUUAUUCUUAUCUAUCGGGAGUCGAACUCUUGCCCAUUCGGCAUAGGAUCGUGGAAUAUCUCUCUCUAACACCGUCUUUUCUCCUGGAAUGAAGGUCUUCUCAGAUGCGGAAAGAGCUGCAGGCUGAGGUGGAUAAACUACCUCAGAUCCGACUUGAAGAGAGGCAACAUAUCUCCGGAAGAGGAAGAAGCGAUCAUCAAGCUUCAUACUUCUCUCGGGAACAGGUGAAACACAUCGUUCUUUCGAGGAGCAAGCCUCCGGUUUUGCCAAGAAAUUUGGCUAAUUUCCGGAUAGGAUAAUCUCUCGGUUCUCCUACGCGGGUCUCUUGUGUUCUUCCUUGGGAAGCUCUGAGGCCCGACCAGUGACAUUGAUCUCAAGGAAAACCCUUGCCAUUGCCGCAUGGGCCCCUUGGGGUACCGAGCACGGCAUAUUCCUUGACUGGUCAUCUGACUGUUCAUCGCUGUUCCUUCCUCGAAGUUCGUGGCUCAUCGCUACAUCGGUCUUUUCCGUCGGCAAAGAUUCAUAAAAAAUGGGCAAAGAAAAUUUAAUCGCGCACAUGUAGUAUGAGUUGAAACUGAUAUGGCAGCAUAACUGAGCUCGAAAGUCUUCCAUAUCUUCAUAACUGUGCUCAAAAUGUUUACGGUCACAGGGGAUUCGGACGUGGAGUUAGAAUUUGAAAAGAGGAAGGCUUUCUGCAGAAUCGUAGAAAUGGCGCGUGGACCGGUGUUAACGAGCUUCUGGUCUGCGUUCUCUUCUUGCAGAUGGUCCCUGAUAGCUGCCCAGCUCCCCGGCAGGACGGACAACGAGAUCAAGAACUACUGGAAUUCCCAUCUUAGCCGUCGGAUUCACCGCCUGAGGAGGCGAGACGGCGACGAAGGGCCGGCUGUGAUCGUAGACCUCGGCAAGAUUGUGGGCAUCCCACUUCGGCAGUGGGCCGGCCGGACGGGCCGAUCGGCCAUGAAGAAGGAAAACCCCGUCGGAACCGUCGAUGAAAGCCGCGGCCAGGGCGGCGCCGAUGGGGAAAGCGAGAAGACCACCCAACCACCUUGUGGGCGCCCCGUAGAAUCUUACAGCAAGAAAAUCAACCCGGAGGCGUUGCCGGAGAGCGAGUUACUGGAGACUGGCCGGGCUCUCUCGACCGAGUUCUGGGAGGCGGCGAGCGAGCUGUUGAGUCCGAGCUGGGAGAGGGGAGAUGGAGGGUGGAGCGCCGCGAGCUCAUUCAUUGAGCAGAGAGAGUGUGGGCCAUCGAUGAGCUCGUGCACGACGAGCGAGGAGAGGAAGGACGGGCCCAUGCCGGCGGUGGGGCAGCAGCCCUACGGGCAGGCGGAGGAGUGCAACAGCACUGCGACGACGGGCGGCGAGUGGCUAGACGUGGAGCUGGAGGCGAUAGCCACCAAGCUGUGGGAUGAGGCCGGCGAAGCGUGGCCGUGGCGGUGGGAAGACGCCUCAGUAGCCGAGCACCUAUCUCAACAGCCGCCCACGGAUUGCUACGAGUACGAGCAGGGUGCUCUCGAGAGGUGGCUCCUCUGA
Messenger RNA from Spirodela intermedia, 1964 nucleotides. NCBI's taxonomy places the organism in Eukaryota, Viridiplantae, Streptophyta, Magnoliopsida, Alismatales, Araceae. The record is from the annotation of a GenBank genome assembly.